UUGGUGGUCUCCAUCAGUUUGUCACUGACAGUAAAGCUAGUUCUGAGGAAAGCUCGAGAAACUUUUGUUGCUUUGGUAUUUUACCUCAUAUAAUGCGAGUCGGAUCAUAAGACUCUCAGGGGUCACUGUACGUCCAUGUGUCCAUGUGUCUUGUCCAAUUCAGCAAGUAGAUGGCGUCUUCCCUUACCACAGGCGCCUCAUCCUUCCAGAAGAUAGCUGAGUCACAUCUCCACGCGCGCUCACCAAGGACACUUGCGAGGCUGUAUUUCGCGCUCAAACACAAUGCUGACGAUCACUCUGAAGACCCUCCAGCAGCAGACGUUCAAAGUGGAGAUAGAUGAGGAGCUGACGGUAAAAGCUCUUAAAGAGAAGAUAGAGGAAGAAAAGGGGCAAGAUGCUUUUCCAGCUGUCGGUCAAAAACUAAUCUAUUCAGGCAAAAUUUUGAAUGACGAUAUACCUCUAAAAGAAUACAAGAUAGAUGAAAAGAACUUUGUCGUGGUGAUGGUUACAAAGCCCAAAUCUGCAGCACCACCACAGGCUCCUGCUCCCGCACCAGCAGCUGCCACUACAGUUAGCGCAACCAUCGCCGAAACCCCUGCACAUCCACCCUCAACUCCUGCUUCCUCCAUAGUGCCUGUAUCGACCCCUCCUUCAGCUCCUGUAGAAUCAGCAGAGUCAGCAGAUCUGCCCGUGACACCCGUCACAGCGCCUCCUGCUGCCUCGGAGGAUGCUGCAGAAAGGCCUGAGCCAUUUAGUGGCACUCCCACUCCGAUUUCAGAAGAAGAGAACCAGGCAGCGCAAGAAGGGCAGGCCGUCGCCCAAUCAGAGGCUAGCAUUACAGAUGAGUUGGGUCUUUUAGAAGCAGCUGCGUCCAUAUUAGUUACAGGUCAAGCGUAUGAGAAUUUGGUGACGGAAAUCAUGUUGAUGGGUUAUGAGAGAGAACAGGUGAUCGCCGCCUUGCGAGCAAGUUUCAACAAUCCAGACAGAGCCGUGGAGUACCUGCUUAUGGGUAUUCCCACAGAAUCAGAGCAGCCUCCACAAGAAGUAGUGCAGCCCCCACCAGCGUCGAACCCCACCCCUCCAGAACCACAGCGACCUCAACCACCGCCCGCCACCACCGGUGUGGAGUCGGGAGCACCGCAGACCUCUGCAAACCCGCUGGAGUUCCUCAGGAGCCAGCCACAGUUCCAGCAAAUGCGUCAGAUCAUCCAGCAGAACCCCGCACUCCUGCCAGCGCUCCUGCAGCAGUUGGGACGUGACAACCCUCAGCUCCUGCAGCAAAUCACGCAGCAUCAGGAGCGGUUCGUGCAGAUGUUGAACGAGCCACAAGCAGGAGAGGCUGGAGCCGCUGAAGCUCCCAGCGCACCACAGACCAACUACAUCCAGGUCACGCCGCAGGAGAAGGAGGCCAUCGAGAGGUUAAAAGCUCUGGGGUUUCCAGAGGGACUCGUCAUCCAAGCCUACUUCGCCUGCGAGAAAAACGAGAACCUCGCCGCAAACUUCCUGCUCCAGCAGAACUUUGAUGAUGAGUGAACGUUAACCAUUUAGACGCGAUGACACUCAGGGGACAGCGACGGAGAGAAUGCAAGCGCUAGGCCACACGUUGCGCAUGUGUGUGUGAAUGUGUAUUACAGCGAAUAGGACGUCGACUGGUCUUCCAUGAUGAUUUUCAUGGAGUUUAAACUGAAGCCAUGAUGUGAUUUUUUUUUUUUUAAAUAUAUAUAUAUAUAUGUUUAUAUAUAUAUAUGUAUAUAUAAAUGGCCGAUCCUCCUCAACGAGGUGUCUGUCUGGUUUCUGCUGCUAUCUCUGCUGUGUGCGUCGAGUGAAGUUUUAUCACGGUAAUAUACCUGCCAAAAAACUCUCAAGGUCAUCAUUCAUUUCUCGCCAUUGUUUUUCAGUAUUGAUGAGACGUCAAGAUGGAUGCCAAAUUUAAUUUGUCGCCACUGAAAACAAGCCUUUGAUGGAUUGACGUACAUAUUUUGAAUACGUAGUACCAUUUUUGUUGCUGAAAAGAUUUUGGGAGACACCGUUGCGUCAAAUUAAUUAUGGUAUCUACUUAUACCGUUACAUAAUUUUUAGUGCUUACUUUUCUUUCCAUGCGAGCCUCUACUGUGUAAAAUACAUGUUUAUGCAGUGGACGUCACCAAACUACUACUUUAUAACUCCUCUGUUCCCUUAAGCUAAACCAUUAAUAUUAUAAAUAAACCAAAUGUUGUGUAUGUUGGUAUCUUUAAUAUAAAGUCGAUAUUUAAAGUCUACAAUUAUGAGUUAUUGGUACAAAACAGCAUUGACAGUUAGCUGCCUAACUAGAAUUUAUUUCCAAGUUUAUUUCUGUUAUGAAAUAUGGUAAUUUCAACCCAACAUUUAAAUUCUGUCAUCAUUUACUCACCCUCCAUGUCUUUCUUCUGUUGAACAAAAAAGGAGAUAUUUUGAAAAAUGUUGGUAACCAAACAUUUAAUGGUAGCCAUUAACUUCCAUAGUAUGGGAAAAAAAUACUAUUAAAGUCAAUGGCUUUAACAUCAACUGUUUGGUUAUCAACAUUCUUAAUUUUCGUUUUUUUGUGAAUUAUCACUUUUAACUUUAAAGUUCCCACUAGAACCAGUUCAGUAUGCAGUAGAAGCCGAAUGAGCAUUGGUUUUGAAUGGAGCCCGAAAUGCUGCAACAAUCGUAGGUAUUUAAUGUGGUGAAGCAACUGAAUGCAUUUGAGUGUCUCAUCGGGACUUGAAAACAUCAUUAAAAUAUGCAUUGUAAUUUGAAUAUUUGUACAUAUUCGAGUGAAGGAGAAAACAGUGUUGUCUUGGUUUCUGUUGCACACUUAAGACAGUGCCAAACAUAAUUAGAAACUGGAAACAGAUAAGUGGGCUGCAAUGCUUAAAGUGGAUGCAGAAUCUAUAUAUUUUUAUAUAGGUGAUUUGUCCUGCUCCUAUAGUUUUGAGUUAAAAUAUGCUUUUAUUGAGGACACUGAAAAAUCUAUAGGUGUUCUGACAGGUACAGGCAAAACUAAGCGCCCUGUUUACACUAGUUGAUGCAGUUUUGGAUUUUCAUUUCAGCAUUUUAUAUUGUUUUAUCGUCUUGGGGGAUUUGAUGUGUGGAGAAAGUAAACAUGGAGGAGUUUGGUCUUAAAUGCAUCAGCACAAAAGGGUUUGCUGAGUGGUUUAUGAAUGUAUUGUUUCAGUGGUGUGUGAAAUAAAUUGCUUUUAAAAAGCUU
Molecule: messenger RNA, 3208 nt
Organism: Carassius carassius (crucian carp)
Lineage: Eukaryota; Metazoa; Chordata; Actinopteri; Cypriniformes; Cyprinidae
Product: UV excision repair protein RAD23 homolog B-like
Exons: 10
Coding region: 283-1533 (416 amino acids)
Biological process (GO): proteasome-mediated ubiquitin-dependent protein catabolic process; nucleotide-excision repair
Cellular component (GO): cytosol; nucleoplasm
Molecular function (GO): polyubiquitin modification-dependent protein binding; ubiquitin binding; damaged DNA binding
Source: RefSeq, a predicted model, not a curated record